AACUCCCCCAGUUUUUUCCCCUUUUGCAGUCCGGUCCUUCCCAAGCCCCACCCCAGGCGACUCGAUUUACAUCCAGGUCCACGUCGCCGGCGCGGCCAUGGCGUUCACCUUCCUGCUAGGUUUCCUCCUCGGCGCCCUAGCACUGGCCGCCCUCGAGGCGGCUGCGGCCCUGCUCCUAGUUCGCCGCCUCCGCCGCAGGCAGGCAGCGGCGGCGGAGGCGGCGGGUGCGCCGGCCGCCGACGAACUGCCCGGGGAACGCCCGUUCCCCUACGAGAAGCAGGGUUCUCUGUGGAUACUGGAGCCAGAGAAGGUACCAAAAGUUAGUAAUGAACGCUUAUCAGUCGGAGGUCCCAAAGAGAUGAAAGACAAAAAGAAUAUUGUGGAGGUUUUCCCUGCAAAGAAGAUGGCUAAAAUCAAGGGGCAUUUCCUUUGCUUGUCUGGUCCCGAUGGCUCCCAGGCAACCAUUGAUCUUCUGAAUUGCAUGGUCCUUUCAGUUUCUGCAUCAAGUAUGCCCUCACGCAAAUGGGCUAAGAGGUAUCCAAUAAAAUUAGAAAGCAAGGACUAUGAGAUUUAUAAUGGAAGCAAGGUGUGCUAUCUUUAUACAGACACUUCCUGGGAGAAGGAAUCAUGGUGUAAAGCUCUUCGUAUUGCUGCUACUGCUGACAAGGAAAAGUUAAAUUGGCAUGCCAAGCUGAGUGAAGAGUUCCUUAAUUACAUAUCAUCGCUGAAUUCUGAAUACCCAUGUUUCCUAAAGCCCCCAGUACUCUCUGGUGAGGAUCACGAGGUUAUGGACAGGACAUCAAAGACCGAUGGAUCUUCAAAAGUCCGUCUUUUCCUGAAGAAGCUGGCAAAGAAGGCAUCUGCAAAGGCUCCAUUAGAGGGCAAAACAAGUUCAGGAUCAUCGGUGCAGGGGGAAAAAAAGAUACUUGACAAAUUGCGCAGCUAUCAAGGUGCACCAUUUAUUGAAGCAUUAAUAGGUCCACAAGAGGAUAAGCUCGGUAGCAGUUCAGUGCAAGAUACGGUGAAAGCAACUGUCCCAGCUGCUGCAUUGAAUCAAAAUGGACAGCUUUCAGUUUCACCUGAUGUGAAUGCGGAUGAUCGAGUUGCUGAUGAAGGUACACUUUGUUGGAACCUCCUGUCAUCGCGAUUGUUUUUCGAUGCUAAAAUGAGUGAUGAGAUAAACAAGGCCAUCAAAGCACGCAUUCAGAGGACUUUGUCAAAUAUGAGGACCCCAUCUUAUGUGGGUGAAAUUAUACUUACUGACUUCAGCCUUGGGGAACUUCCACCUUAUGUACAUGCAAUGAGAGUCCUUCCGCUGGAUCUGAAUGAGUUGUGGGCCUUUGAGGUUGACUUUGAGUAUUCAGGUGGAAUACUGCUGCACAUUGAAACAAGGCUUGAGGUUCAGGAACCAGAGUUGCAAAAGGACAUUAUGAAAAGUAAUUUUGGAGCAGAUGCCGAUGGAGAAGUUGAUUCUGAUCUUCUUGAAAGUAUUGAACAGUAUGGUAACCAACUUAAUGGUUCACAUACAGCAGCUUCUUUGGCUGGGGAAAAAGAUGAAGCAGCAGAUGCAUCAAGUCAGUUGAAGAGCACUGGAUGGACCUCAGCAUAUGUAUCAAGAUGGAAAAAUAUAUUGCAUUCGAUAGCUGAUCAUGUCUCGCAGGUUCCACUUUCUCUGGCGAUUAGGAUUUCAUCUGUUCGAGGUACCUUGCGGAUACAUCUGAAGCCCCCUCCUUCUGAUCAAAUUUGGUUUGGAUUUACAUCAAUGCCUGAUCUAGAAUGGGACUUGGAAUCUUCUGUUGGGGAUAGGAAAAUUACCAACAGUCAUAUCGCUACACUUAUUGGUUACAGAUUCAAGGCUUCACUUCGUGAUAGCUUAGUACUUCCAAAUUGUGAAAGCAUCUCCAUGCCGUGGAUGUUGGCAGAAAAGGAUGACUGGGUCCCUCGCAAGGAUGCUCCUUUUAUUUGGCUAAAUCAUGAUACCACUGAGAUAAGAAGCCAUGCUACAGCUACAGCAUCAACUCAGCCUGAGGAAAGUGGCCUAAAGGAUGAUGGUAGUAGCAAAAGGGCAAUGCCGAGUUUACCCAUUUUGUCAGCUGGGAGUGAGGAACCACUGAAAGCAGUGGCAUCCAUUGAUGAGGCAAAACAAGAGCCCGGGUCAGAAGCAUCAUUGCACACCCAGUCUUCCUCGGGUCCAGCUGGUGAAUCUGUCCAUAGCGAUGACCCUGAUGAGUUGAGGAGGCCUCUGCUGAUCACAGAAAAGCUUCAGGAAGAUGCUUCAGAAAGCAGAGUUGGAUCUCCCAUGCACACAUCUCUGAGGGCGGUGAUACCAGUGGGGGAGCAGCCACAGGCAUCAGCAUCCUCCAUUGGAGAGGACGCGAAGAGAAAAAGCGGGAGGCGAGCUCGGAUGAUGGAUUUCGGGAAGAGGAUGGGAGAUAAACUGGAGGAGAAGAGGCGGACCAUCGAAGAGAAGGGGAGGCAUAUCGUGGAAAAGAUGCGAGAGAAUGCUAGGACCAACAGCUUGGAAAGGACUAGUAGCUAGCGAGGAUGUAGGAUCCACAGCUUGUUUCAUUGAUUGGGAAACGGUGUAUAGGCUGAACUUGCGUGCUUUAUUUGUAGAGUGGUAGCUGCUACUUCUGCAACAUUCACGAUUCCACGAUUGCUGACGCGUGUGAUGGCAAAUAUGCAUGGAUGGAUGACCGAUGUACUUGAAGUUGCAUGUGUGUAGCAGCUUGGGGAAUACUAUGAAAACGCAGGCAUCAAGGGAUAGGUUGCUUGCAGGUGACAUUACUAUCUA
Messenger RNA from Panicum hallii, 2794 nucleotides. Its product is annotated as testis-expressed protein 2-like. The transcript has 7 exons. The record is from RefSeq and is a predicted model, not a curated record. Bases 98 to 2539 code for a protein of 813 amino acids. Gene Ontology annotation, molecular function: lipid binding. Gene Ontology annotation, cellular component: endoplasmic reticulum. NCBI's taxonomy places the organism in Eukaryota, Viridiplantae, Streptophyta, Magnoliopsida, Poales, Poaceae.